CCUGUUUUUCAACCAGCCAUGUUUUUGCAAAUAUUGUGUCCAAAUAUGAAUUGGCAAAAGGAACUCAUCUGGCUGGCCAUUUGCCUCAGGCUGCUGGCAGUUUCUGGCUCAGUUCAAGAUGAAGCCGACUAUUGUGCAGAGCUUUCAAUCCAGUCCUUGAGCAAAAUACUGGGACAGGCAUUCAAUCCGCGCUACAUGAGCAUCGAUCCGCCGGGGGAGCCCGAGGAGAAGAGCUACCAGUUGGGAUACAAGCGAUCGUCGUACGAAUUGCCCUUCUAUGCGGACAGUGAUGUGAUCUCGGUCAGCCACUUUGCCGCCUGGGAGACAAACCACUUUGCGAUGGUGGAAAAGAAGGAGUCGUCGAGGAGCAAGAGCCUGCGAACGAGAAGCGCGUUCAUGGAUCGAGUGUCACAUCCGCGAAUUGAUGGCUUUAAACAGCGGCCCUGGGAGUGCUCAUCGAAGAUCAACUGGAUCGAUUUAGGCUUAAAUUACUUUCCACGCUAUAUCCGUUCCAUCGAGUGUAUUGCCAGAAAAUGUUGGUAUGAUCACUUUAAUUGCAAGCCAAAAUCAUUUACAAUAAAAGUACUGCGCCGUAAAACUGGCUCAUGCAUUCGAAUAAACGAUAAAUUGAUUUUGAUCACCGCUGAGAAAUUUGAGAAUGAUUAUACGCAGCUCUGGAUUUGGGAAGAAAUAGCGGUUAACUUUUGCUGUGAAUGUGUUAUGCUAUACUAA
Molecule: messenger RNA, 732 nt
Organism: Drosophila elegans
Lineage: Eukaryota; Metazoa; Arthropoda; Insecta; Diptera; Drosophilidae
Product: protein trunk
Exons: 1
Coding region: 19-732 (237 amino acids)
Molecular function (GO): signaling receptor binding
Source: RefSeq, a predicted model, not a curated record